AUGCCUCAGCUGAGCGGCGGCGGCGGGGACGACCUGGGGGCCAACGACGAGAUGAUCGCCUUCAAGGACGAGGGCGAGCAGGAGGAGAAGAUCCCGGAGAACGCCUUCACGGAGCGGGACCUGGCCGACCUCAAGUCCUCCCUGGUCAACGAGUCGGAGAGCAGCCAGAGCCCCGGCGCGCCGGCGGUCCGGCGGGGACAGCAGGGCGAGCAGCGGAGCUUCGCGGAGAAACACCGGCAGCAUCACGACGGAGUGUCCAAGCAGCAGGAUGGAGGCAUGUACAAGACGGCGGCGGCGUACCAGGGGUAUCCGUUCCUCAUGCUGCCGGACCCCUACCACCCCAACAGCUCCGUGUCUCCAUCCUCCAACAAAGUGUCGGUGGUGCAGCAGUCUCACGGGAUUCACCCGCUGACGUCCCUCCUGCCCUACAGCAACGAGCACUUCAGCCCGAGUCCUCCUCACCUGCCCACAGACAUGAGCCAGAAGACAGGCGUUCACAGGCACCAGUCCCAAGACCUCUCAGGGUACUACUCCCUCCCUCCAGGCGGGGUCGGCCAGAUCACUCCUUCCAUGGGCUGGCAGAGCCAGCCUGUCUAUCCGGGCCUGUCGCCCUGCGGAUUCAGGCAGCCCUACUCGUCUAACCUCACCGGCGCCGCCUCCUACUCCAGGUUCCCUCACUCUCUGAUGCUCGGCCCGUCGGCCAUGCAUCCUACAGGGAUCCCCCACCCGGCCAUAGUGCCCCCCACAGGCAAACAGGAGCAUGACCAGUACGACAGGGGCAUGUACAUGAAGCCGCAUGUGGAGUCCAAGCGGGAGAAGGAGCCCAAGAAGCCGGUGAUCAAGAAACCCCUGAACGCCUUCAUGCUCUACAUGAAGGAGAUGAGGGCAAAGGUCAUCGCCGAGUGCACAUUAAAGGAGAGCGCCGCCAUCAACCAGAUUCUGGGACGAAGGUGGCACGCUCUGACCCGAGAGGAGCAGGCCAAGUACUACGAGCUGGCCCGCAAAGAGAGACAGCUCCACAUGCAGCUCUACCCCACCUGGUCCGCCCGGGACAACUACGAGGCGGGCCUUAGCGGGGUCGCAGGGGAAAAGAGUAAAGCUGAUUGGGGAAAAAAGAAGAGGAGGAAAAGGGAGAAGCUGCAGGACUCCAGCACAGACCCGGGCUCUCCUAAGAAAUGUCGGGCUCGCUUCGGCCUCAACCAACAAACGGACUGGUGCGGUCCCUGCAGGAGGAAAAAGAAGUGCAUUCGCUACCUUCAAGGAGGAGGCUGUCCCAGCCCAACUUCUUCAGAUUUAAGUGCUAUAGACUCUCCGCCCUCCCCGACCCGCCACCGCCUCUACCAGCACCUGCCGCCCGUCUCCCCGGGCUGCUCCCCCCCUUCCCCGUCCACGCACCUCCCCUCGUCCCCCCCGCUGACACGCGUGCGCUCGUCGCACACGCGCCCGCCGCCCCCCCAUCAGCCUGCCACCAAACGCACGCACACGCGUCCGGGAGCGAGCGGCGGGCUGACGCGCGGCUCCACCUCGACGGCGCUGUCGGCCGCCGACGCCUCGGGACUUUCUCUCACAGUGCUAAUGGAGGCUCCGUGAUGUGACCUUUGACCUCAGCCUCCACAAAGAACGUCUUCUCUCACUCUCGGUUUUCAUCACGCCGCCCCCCUCCCCGCGCAGAAGAUCCUCCACCGUCCUCAAACCCUCCUUGAGAUCAGGCCUUCGUAUCUAAAUAUAGAUCUCUGAAUACCCGUAAGCCCACCAGGCUGUACAUGUGUGACCUCCUGGUCAUGACCUUAAAUGUUGUAGCAGGUGGAGGGGGGGACAGACGCCCCCCCCCGCUCCUCAUCGAUGAUUGAAGGGUCCCAGAUGACGUCUUUCUGAAAUACCAACCUGUGGUCCUUUGGCGCCGUCUGCUGCCGCUUAACUGCAACGACGCCGUGACUUUUUGCUUCUGGAGAAUCUGUUUUUAUUUGUAAUCUUUGACCUUCAUGACAAUCACAAACAUAAACUGACAGCACACGCUCGUGACUUCUACACUGCAGAUGUUUGGGGUCACCCAGAGACCACCAAGCAGCAGCUUUGAUUAAAGGACACUUUUAUUAGCAGUUAGAUUUUUAUUCCUUUUCCCUUUUUUACGCAGUAACCAUUCCCACUCACUUCUUUUGGCACUUCCAGACGCUCACUAGAUCACCUGUUACAUUUGACUUGUUUCUGUGAGGCCUUUUGAAGGUCAGGUGUUCAGGUGGGGGAGGGGGGCCCUUAUGUGUUCUUUUUUUUUUCUCUGUAAACUAAUCUGAGACCAAAUGGGUACUAUUAUAUUGCAUCGUGUUGUAAAGUUUUAUAAAUGUUUGAAUUCCAUAUUAGAAUUAAACUUUCGUUUUUAUGUAUUAAAAAAAAAGGAAAAAAAGGGGCUUUUAUAGUUGCUACUGUUUCCUAAAGCGGCCCUUAGUGUUCAGUCCGUGCAUGUUCCACCUCUGCAGCUCGCCGGGCCUCCGAGCAGAACCUCGUGGGGAUGUGUCGCGCCUCUCAUGUAUUACCGGUGUUUGUUCGAUGUAUUAAAGUGUUUUUAUUAUCUUUU
Gasterosteus aculeatus aculeatus (three-spined stickleback) is the source of this 2572-nucleotide messenger RNA. RefSeq names its product transcription factor 7 (gene tcf7). Gene Ontology annotation, cellular component: beta-catenin-TCF complex; chromatin. Gene Ontology annotation, molecular function: DNA-binding transcription factor activity, RNA polymerase II-specific; RNA polymerase II cis-regulatory region sequence-specific DNA binding. The record is from RefSeq and is a predicted model, not a curated record. Gene Ontology annotation, biological process: regulation of transcription by RNA polymerase II; canonical Wnt signaling pathway. NCBI's taxonomy places the organism in Eukaryota, Metazoa, Chordata, Actinopteri, Perciformes, Gasterosteidae.